Ostrea edulis (European flat oyster) is the source of this 2003-nucleotide messenger RNA. Its product is annotated as cartilage matrix protein-like. The transcript has 9 exons. The record is from RefSeq and is a predicted model, not a curated record. NCBI's taxonomy places the organism in Eukaryota, Metazoa, Mollusca, Bivalvia, Ostreida, Ostreidae. Bases 72 to 1937 code for a protein of 621 amino acids.
AUAACCCAAGCCACUAUGUUAUGAAAUAGUGAUCACUGGAAUUGUGGCCUCGGUCUUCUCAUCAAACAGAGAUGAAGGUGCUGAUUGUGCUUAUAUUUCAGCUUUCCCAUUUGCUUGUCAAAGCAGAAUUCAAAGCUGAAUGUGACCUAGUUCCGGCUGACUUUGUGUUCCUGUUGGACUCUUCCGGAAGUGAAACUUCGAGAGGAUUCAAGACACAGCUGGCUUUCAUCUCCAACUUUACGUCAAACUUUGAAGUAGGACCAGACAAGGCUCAGUUCGCCGCGGUGACGUUUUCUACCUCGGUUUACAAAAACUUCUAUCUUAACGAGCACCAAGAUCAAGCCAGCGUGUUGGAUGCCAUCAACAAGAUUGCGUAUCGAGAUGGGGAAACAUACACUGAUUUGGGUCUGAACUAUGUCCGACAGAACAUUCUUCAGGACAGUCAUGGUGCACGACCUAACGUGGCUAAAUACGUCAUCGUCUUGACGGAUGGGCGGUCUAACGACAACUCUAGGACUGUAGACGCCGCCAUGAAACUGCACAAUGUUCCCAACGUCACAGUCAUAGCCAUCGGAAUCGGAAGAGGAAUUGACAAGAACGAACUCAAUAUAAUUGCCUCCGAUAGGAACCACACAUUUGUUGUGAAUAACUUCGAUCUUCUCCACACACUGCAAGUUGAACUUGUGGAUACAACCUGUACAUUGUGCGGCGACUACCCUGCUGAUAUCGCUUUCCUGAUCGAUUCCUCUGGAAGUGAAUUUGGGUCAAACUUUGAGAAUGAGAGGAACUUCGUCUCUAUGGUGGCCAGCGAGUUUAGUUACGGUUACAACGACACAUUGAUUGCCGUAUCACAGUUUGCAACGAGUGCUAGGACAGAAAUAUUCCUUAACCAGUAUCCAUCCAAAGACGCCCUUAUGCAGGCUAUUGCACGAAUACACUGGAUGAACGGAGAAUCCAACACACAUAUGGGACUGAGCGAAUUGAUUCGUUCCGUGUUCCACACAAAAGCACACCAUGUACACCACCAGACAGUAACCUAUGGUCCCCGAUCUCAGUCCGUGAAAAUAGCUAUAGUUCUUACAGACGGCCGAUCAUUAGAGCCCACACUGACAGAAAAAACUGCCAAACAACUCCAAGACAUGGGGGUGGAGGUAUUCGCUAUCGGAAUAGGAAAUCAUGUGGACUUCAAUGAAAUCCAGCAUAUAGCCUCCGACAGGGAUCAUAUAUAUCGUGUGCCAAGUACAGACGGUCUUGAUGGCAUUCAUACAAAAAUCGUAGAUGCAAUUUGUAAACUGAAGGUGCCUCCGCCUACCACAACGCCACUGCCCACAACAACAACGACACUGCCUACAACUACUGUGAAGCAAGCAUGUGGCCAAAAACCAGCCGACAUUGUUUUUCUUCUUGAUGCGUCCGAGAGCGAGAAGGCAGAGGGCUUCGCACAGGAGAUACAAUUCGUCUACAACUUUGCAAAAAGAUUUCAUAUCGGACCAAACAAUGUGCAGUUUGGAUCUGUUACCUUUUCUAGCAACAUCCGCAACGAUUUCUAUCUAAACACGUAUCACAGCCGACAUGAUGUUUUGAAUGCCAUCCAGAAAAUUGCGUAUAUGCAGGGAGGAACAAAUACUUCCUUUGGAAUCCAAUUCGUUCGAGAGAAUAGCUUUAAACCCCAAAAUGGAGGACGUUUAAACGCAACGAAGAUCGUGAUUGUGAUCACUGAUGGACAAUCGGCGGAUCCAGACGCCACAAAGCACGAGGCACGACUUCUUCAUCACCAAGGCGUGCUGGUGUAUGCGGUGGGAGUGGGUUCUGAGGUUGAUAACAACGAGUUAAAGGCCAUAUCUUCCAGUGGAACACCGAUUCUUGUAGGGGACUUUUCAUUGCUUCACGACAUUCAGACAUCCCUAGAAACAGCUGCUUGUCACGGGGGGACAUAACUACUUCGUUCCCUGACUUCAUUUAUGAGAUUGUUUUUUAAUGAUUAAAAAUGAGUUUCUCAACCA